Nicotiana attenuata is the source of this 1663-nucleotide messenger RNA. RefSeq lists its product as uncharacterized. The record is from RefSeq and is a predicted model, not a curated record. The transcript has a single exon. The coding region runs from base 415 to 1443 and encodes 342 amino acids. NCBI's taxonomy places the organism in Eukaryota, Viridiplantae, Streptophyta, Magnoliopsida, Solanales, Solanaceae.
CAUUCAAACUCUUAGCCCUCCUCCACACAUAACCUUCUUUUUCCAAACCAAACUAUGCAAAAAAUAAACAAGAAAAAAUUAAGAAGUCCUUUUCAGUGUUAAACUUCUUGAAAUUGUCCUGUUUUUUCAACUCCCUUAUAUAACCAAGUUGAUGUUCCUUUCAUCAUCCCUUUUUUAAACCACCCCCUUAAAUCUUGCAAAAAUAAACAACAAAAAAGGUCCUUUUCAUGCUUAAUUUCUUGAAGUUGAUUUUUUGUUUUUCAACUCCUUUAUAAAAACCAACUUGAUGUUCCUUUCAUCAUUCUCUAUCAACCCCUUUUUAUAAAAACCAUUCUAUUUAGUGACUUUUCUUCUCUUUUUCAGUCACUAACUAGUGAUAAACUUUUUGUUCUCAUUUUCUUGAAAACUCAAACAAUGGCUGAAAAUCCAAAGGAUGCAACUUCAGCUAAGUGUUUUUCAGGUAUUUUUCAAAGACUACUUUGUGGUGGAAGCCUCCCGACACACCCUUCUGAUCAAUAUACGAAACCAAAUGGAGUAGAAUUUGAUCAUUCUAGUCAGAAAUUACCUUUCAAGGCUGAUGAAAAUAUUAGUAGUAGUAAUAAAGUUACAGCCAAUAGUCCAGGAAUUGUAGCAAGACUAAUGGGAUUAGACUCAUUACCUGAAGAAAAAAACACUUUUGUUGGUUCAUUUCCAAGAAGCAGGUCAGUUAAUUCUCUAGAUUACUUGAUGCAGUUUAAUCUAACUGAAAAUUUUCAUCAUAGAAGAGUUAGAACAUCUGUGUCUUUUCGCGAAAUACCAAAUUUUGAUCAAGAAUUCAAGUCAGAGUUUUUGGUAUUUUGCUUCAAUGAUGAAGAAGAGAAAAAGAACUUUAGUAUUAGAAAAUCCAAUAAGGUGGGAAAUCAAGAAAUGAAGCCAAAGAAGGAUGCAGAUAGCAGUAGAAAAAAUAUUCAGAAAAAAGGGAAGAAGAAAGUUGAUGUUGCUAAAACAUCAUUAAAUAUGUCUAUUAUUGGCCAGAAGAAAGAAGUUUGUGAAAAACAAAAUAGGAUUGCUAAUAAGGUGAAAAAGCAAGUGAAGUUUGAGGAUUAUCCUAGGAAAAUAUCUGUUGAAUCCAAGGUUGAUAAGAAAAAGAAGAAGAGCAAAAGCAAAUGUGUAGUGUCUACCAAAAUACAGCUUAAUUCAAGAAAAUCUCAAACAAGAGUCACCAAUCCAGAACUUGCAAUCACAAGCAAAGUUGAGAAGCAAAAGGAGAUUAAUAAAGAGGCAGAUUAUUACAUAAAGGUACUUGGUGAAAUUUGCAGAUUAACAGAAGAAGAGUUAAAUGAGUCAUAUUGGGACGUAGCUACUAGAGCUGGAGGAGACUUCAAUUUUGAAGAUUUAUGCCUACAUUUUGGACAAGAAAUUCUUGAACUUUUAUUAGAUCAGAUUGUCUAUGAACUUUUAUGAUUUUAGACAAUGACAUUUUAUAUAUGAGUUGUACGUACUUAUUAAAUUAUAUCUAAGUCUCAAAUUUUGGCUAGAAAAAACUUAGUUACAAAUUCUAAUUAUUCGUGGCUCAACAUCUGGAAGGUUUAUAACAUGACUGGCUAGAGAUUUAUGUUCAACUGAUUUGGAUGAAUUCUUCAUUCGACUGAUUUUGGAGGAAUUGGUCGGGUAAAAAUGAAAA